Messenger RNA from Colletotrichum acutatum, 660 nucleotides. RefSeq lists its product as uncharacterized. The transcript has a single exon. The record is from RefSeq and is a predicted model, not a curated record. Bases 83 to 535 code for a protein of 150 amino acids. Lineage: Eukaryota; Fungi; Ascomycota; Sordariomycetes; Glomerellales; Glomerellaceae.
UAUUCACUCAUUUCUACUCGUGUCUUGAUCGGCUUGAACCAAUCAUCAACUAAACCACAGGAACCAAAAGACCAAACAAAAGAUGGCAAUCUCCCCCGAAGUAGCAGAAAUCAUCCGCCGCAAGAAGGCUCAAUACUGCCGCUUCGCUGACACAUGCGAAUGGCACCGCUUCGACACAAUCAUGCUCCCCACCCUCACCUUCGAAGCCUUUGACCUAGACGGCAGCAUCCUGACCCUCAACGGCGUCCCGUACCGCUGGACCUCGCGCGAGGCGUGGGUCGCGCACUUUAGCGAGGCGUUUAAAGUCAUGCAGACGAUGCACCUGACUGACGCGGGGGACCUGGAGCAGGUUUCCGAGGAUGAGGUCAAGGCUGUGUUUGGGGUCAUUUAUCACGCUGGGACGAGGGGCUCGGAGUCGGGUUUGCAUUCUACGGGGGCGGGGCAUUAUCAUGAGACGUGGAGGCGGGUUGAUGGGGAUUGGUUUAUGGAGAGGUGUUGUAUGAAGAGGUUGUAUUCUAAGGUGAUGCAAAUUUGAUGUUUUCUUAUGUUGAGGUCGGUAUUUAGGGGUUGGAAGAUGAAGUGAUAUCAUUGAGAUUUUAAUAAAGGUCGAGUUGACGUGGUUGAAGUCGUGGUUUUCAUAGUUUGAAAGUAGUUGGCGGU